This is a messenger RNA of Mizuhopecten yessoensis (Yesso scallop), 3098 nucleotides long. RefSeq names its product potassium channel subfamily K member 4-like. Gene Ontology annotation, molecular function: potassium ion leak channel activity. The coding region runs from base 166 to 1710 and encodes 514 amino acids. The record is from RefSeq and is a predicted model, not a curated record. The transcript has 3 exons. Gene Ontology annotation, cellular component: membrane. Gene Ontology annotation, biological process: potassium ion transmembrane transport; stabilization of membrane potential. NCBI's taxonomy places the organism in Eukaryota, Metazoa, Mollusca, Bivalvia, Pectinida, Pectinidae.
UACUUGGCGCUGAUUGACAUAGGAACAAACAUGGUAUAUAAUUGAGUAAAACCUCGGAUACGGAUAAACUUGCCUUCAGUCCCUCGGAUAGGUACCAAGGGAUUUGUCUGGCGAUACUGUGUUGUAAGGUAAGAGCACGAGACACUGCUGAAUGACACUGUAACUAUGGAAACUACAGAAACGAACAAUCCCGGAAGUAGUCGUCGUAAACCGGAAGCUGCAGUUGCGGCUGUCAGUGAAAACUUAUCAAGAGGUGUAACAUUUUGUACCAAAUGUCUCCGGAAUCUGAAGAAGUUUCUGCAGACCGUGUACUCCAUCAUCAAAUCCCUGAUUGGACUUAUUAUCAUUCUCAUCAUAUACACUCUCAUUGGUGCCGCUCUGUUCCAGGCGGUAGAACGACCGUACGAACAGCAACAGAAAAACAACCUUAUUUCAUACAAACAACAAGUACUGAAAAACGUUAAAAACAAUACAUAUCAACUGCAAUCAGGGAAGAUAUCCAUGGACGUGUGGGAGAAUCGAACCCGUGAUCUACUAGAUCGGUACGAGUCGACAGCCAGGAGCAGCGCCUAUGGAUCGAUAUCGGAGGAAAAAUGGAGUUUCUAUGGGGCAUUAUUCUUUUGUGGAACUGUAUAUACGACCAUAGGAUACGGCAACAUCGUCCCUAUGACGAGUAUUGGAAAGAUAUUCGCCAUCGUUUACGCCAUUACCGGGAUUCCCCUUGCAAUGAUAGUGUUGGCCGAGCUUGGCCGGAAGUUCACGAUUGGCCUCAAACUUCUACUCGUGAUUAUCAGGAGAUUUAACAGGCUUCGCGACUGUCGUAGAGUUCUACAGCGCAGGUUUUGUCCGAAGGAGAACUCCAAAGAUGUGGAAGAAGGGGAUGUAAAGAAUGGACCGAAAGAAGAAACGGAAAAACAAGUAGUACAAACACCAGAGGAAAAGAAAGCGAAAGUAGACACCUUCGUACGGGUAUCUCCGGAUGGACAGCCCACAGUGGUCAACGGAAAAGACAUCGAUCAAAAGACUUUAGCAAGCAAUAACACGGAGGACGCAGAAGAGGUUGAGGGCGACGAGGAGGCACCUGUGGAGGGUAAAAAACACGUGAAUAUUGUGUUCGGGGUGGAGAUAGACGAAGAGUUUAACUUACCUCCUUCACUUGCUUUAGCAAUUAUGGUGAUCUACCUUUUGAUUGGAUGUAUGAUGUAUCCUGCCUGGGAAGACUGGUCAUUUUUAGACUCAUUCUACUUCGUGUUUAUAUCGAUGUCGACCAUCGGGUUUGGUGACAUUCUGCCGGCUCAUCCCAAGUUCUUUCUGAUCAGCGGGAUCUAUCUCUUUAUCGGUCUCUCACUCAUCUCCAUGUGUAUCAAUGUAGGUAUCGAAUUCUUCACAAAAACAAUUAAGAGAGCAAAGAAGAGAAUGAACAAGGCGAAAGAUAAGAUGGCGGAGAUAAGCAAAGAGAAAAUGUCAGAGGUUGGAAAACAUAUGGAUAAGGCCAAGGACAAAAUGUCGCAGGUGACGGAUAAGGUCGCAGAGGUCACAGAUAAAAUGGCGGAGGAAGUUAAGAAAAAUGUUGAAAAUGUACAACGAGAAAUGAUAACUAAAACAGGAAGUAAGUCUGGUACUCCUGUUCCAUCUCCCACUGAGGAUGAUAAUAAAGGAAGUAAAGCGGGUACUCCUGUUCCUUCUCCCAGCGACGUAAAGAGAGAAUGACACUUUUCGCUAUAGCAAUCUUACUGAAAGACAUAACAUCGUGUGACGUGUUAUUGAAUAUAUACAAACGUAGUACAACAACAUAGAAAUACAGAAUGUCAUACGUUAUUGAAUAUAUACAAACUUAGUACCGCAACAUAGAAAUACAGAAUGUCAUACGUUAUUGAAUAUAUACAAACUUAGUACCGCAACAUAGAAAUACAGAAUGUCAUACGUUAUUGAAUAUAUACAAACGUAGUACAACAACAUAGAAAUACAGAAUAUCAUACGAUAUUGAAUAUAUACAAACGAAGUACAGCAACAUAGAAAUACAGAAUAUCAUACGAUAUUGAAUACAUACAAACGUAGUACAACAACAUAGAAAUACAGAAUAUCAUACGAUAUUGAAUAUAAACAAACGUAGUACAGCAACACAGAAAUACAGAAUAGCAUACGUUAUUGAAUAUAUACAAACGUAGCACAACAACAUAGAAAUACAGAAUAGCAUACGUUAUUGAAUAUAUACAAACGUAGCACAACAACAUAGAAACACAGAAUAUCAUACGUUAUUGAAUAUAUACAAACGUAGUACAGCAACAUAGAAAUAAAGAAUGUCAUACGUUAUUGAAUAUAUACAAACGUAGUACAACAACAUAGAAAUACAGAAUGUCAUACGUUUUUGAAUAUAUACAAACGUAGUACAACAACAUAGAAAUACAGAAUAUCAUACGUUAUUGAAUAUAUACAAACGUAGUACAACAACAUAGAAAUACAGAAUGUCAUACGUUAUUGAAUAUAUACAAACGUAGUACAACAACAUAGAAAUACAGAAUGUCAUACGUUAUUGAAUAUAUACAAACGUAAUACAACACAUAGAAAUACAGAAUGUCAUACGAUAUUGAAUAUAUACAAACGUAGUACAACAACAGAAAUACAGAAUGUCAUACGUUAUUGAAUAUAUACAAACAUAGUACAGAAACAUAGAAAUACAGAAUGUCAUACGUUAUUGAAUACAUACAAACGUAGUACAACAACAUAGAAAUACAGAAUGUCAUACGUUAUUGAAUAUAAUUAUACAAACGUAGUACAACAACAUAGAAAUACAGAAUAUCAUAUAUUUGCAUACAUAGUACAACAAAAUCAAUGACGUGAAAAACAGAAUAUCAUAUAUUUACACACAUGGUACAACAGAAACAAUGACGUUAAAAACAGAAUAUCAUUUAUUUACACAAAUUGUACAUCAAAACUAAUAACAUAAAACAUGUAAAAAUCAUCUAUUAACACACAUUGUACUUCAAAACUAAUAACGUAAAACAUGGAAAAUCAUCUAUAAACACACAUUGUACAUCAAAGCUAAUAACGUAAAACAUGGAAAAUCAUCUAUAAACACACAUUGUACAUCAAAGCUA